AUGCUGGAAAGAACAGCCGCCAGCCUGGAAUCAUGCAAUCUUCAGCGCGUCCUCCCUAAGCCCACCCGAUCCGCAAAACGAUGCAGGCGGCUUCAUACCGGAUUUUGGCAGCAUGGAGCUUCUGCAAUUGAGCUAACCAGUAUAUGGCCUGUCCAAACCAGAGGCAGCCAAGGAGUAUUGGAGGCUGUUGACCCAUCAUCGCAACCUUUGCAAGCUGGUCUUUUGGCUUCGACAUUUCUUCUCGAUUUUUUGUAUCCGUUUCCCAGUGGGGCAUACGCCUAUCUACGACGUCUGUAUCCCGCAUUAACACGACCGCGAAGUGAGAACCAAUCCUUUGGGACAUCGAGAAGAAGAAAUUUCACUUCUACCGCCGUGGCAACUGAGGUCGAUACGAGUGCAGCCUUGCUGCGGUGCAGUGAUAGUGUUGGCCAGAAGAGUAGCCCCAUCAGAGGAUACGCGUCGGGAAGCGAUUCGAGUGCAACGAGCGAGAUAGCGGAUUCCGCAACGCAAAUACCAACUACCGCCUCCGUCUCCCCUGAUGAACCCGUCCGAGCGAAUGGUUAUUCACGAAACAGCCGUGAAGUAUGCCUGGAAACACUCACAGAUCACCUCAGCAGACCAGAGGACAAGAUGUAUAGCGAUGUAUGGGAUCUAUAUUGUAGGCUAGAUGACGACCACAAGCAAGGCCAGAAGGCAUCGGUUGUCGCCUACCUAUCCACAUCCCAGGGCAUUGUUGAUACAGGCAGAGCCAUCUCGCUCCUCCGACAAAUACCUAUGGAGACAUGGGAUGAAAAACUGCAGACUGUCGGUGUACUGUUACAUCUGCAAGCCGGCGACGAGGCUGCCGCCAUCGAUGUUCUCAAUUCUGGACUUAAAACACGUUCUUGCGCAGGGGGCUUCAAAUAUCUGGUGGAAUAUGCCAUUACCAGCCAAAAAUGGCCAAUCGCCCUCAAAGUCUGGCUAGAAUAUUACUCUCUUGCAACGAAAGCUGGCCGGCCAAUUUCACUUUACAACAAUCUGCCAUUAUUAAAUUCGGUUCCUGACCUGAGCAAGCUUUACUUUUCCCUAGAGCGUUACUUGGAAGUUGAAGCAGCUGGACCAGUCAGAUCGAUCAACCUCUACGAAGACACUCGCGAAGGCUUGCAGGCAAUGCGCCGUUGGUUAGCACGGCAAGCACUACGACAACCAUGCGCCCCAAGGCAAGCAAUGAGGAUCCUUCAAAUCUGGGAUGACACGAACUUAUACGUAGGCUAUCUCAUGCGUAUGCUACGGCGCUUGAACGACGGACUUGAGACCAGAGCUAGUCUCGCCGCGUUGCCAGAGAUUUAUCAGCAGUACCGCACAAUGGAGCGUGCAAAGCCACCACGUUUGUUGCUGCGAGGAAUGUUCAAUUUUUAUUACCCGGCUGAUGCGGCAGGACUAGCACAGAUAUAUUCCGACUGGCAUCAGACAUGGGGCGACCUUGAUCAUUGGGGAUAUGUGAAAUACUUGAACUUUUACUCCACGACAGGGGAUGUGCAGGCCGUCAAAGAUCUGUGGGCGAGGUACACGAAACUCUUUCCGAAAGCCUCCAAAUCGCCUCUAGCCUUCCGAAGCACGAUGAAUGUCUUUGCUCAACUGGGGGAUGUUGCCGGAGCUGAACACGAGCUUCGCAUCAUGAGGGAUCACUAUGGGGUUCAGCCUGACAUCUACAUCUGGAACUCACUUCUCAAAUGUUAUUCAAGGGCGAAUGAUCAAGCACGCGUCUUUCAAUGCUUCGAAGAGAUCAAGAAGGUGGACCAGCCAAACUCAAGCACCUACGCGCAGGUAAUGGCAAUGGCAGCCAGAAAGGGGGACCUGGCGACGACGUUGGACUUCUACAAUCAGUCUCAAAAGGCAGGGGUGCAGAUUUCAAAGGAGAUGGCCUUGCCAUUGGUAAUGGUUUACUGCCGCAACGACCGUUUGGUGGACGCCCAGAAGAUUUGCACCGAGUUCGCCCAACGCAAGGUGACUAGUACCGCUGUCUGGAACCAACUGGUAUACUUCAACGGCUUGCAAGGCAAAUUGAAUACCUGUUACGCUCUUCUGAAAGCCAUGAAGAGCUAUGGCGUGGAAUGGGAUCACCAAACUCACGAGUUUCUGCUACGGGCUCUGGUCCAGGCUAACCAAAUCCCAGCAGCAUAUCGCUUUCUUCGAAAUGCCAGGGACAACGACAUCUUCCCUCUUGGACCGGAGCACUUUGCCAUAGUCAUGACUGGCGCUGUUCGUAAGGGUCAGUUAGACCUUGCCAAGGCAAUUCUAUCGCACAUGCGGUCUUGUGGUAUGACGAUCUCCUUCAAAGCUCACGUAUCACUUGUUGAAGCGGCAUUUCGUCAAACCCCCUCAGCGCCAGGGACACAGACUUUGGCCAAAGAUCUGGUUGAGCACUUGGGCUCGAUGCUGAGCCGAAACAACUCUCAGACACCGACUCUGAGCGCAGACGUGCCUCCAUGGGGUCCUCCUGUAGGACUAGGCGAGUUGAAGCGGCAAACCAAGGAAAUUGGCCGUGCCAUCAUGCUACUUGUGGAACUGCGAAAUUUCUCAGCCGUCGAGCGGUUGGUAACAGGCUAUUUGGAAGUGUUUCCCGAAUUCAAGCAGAAGAACUACUUCCCACCUGACAUUGCCUCUGCCUUGAUGCUUGGCUACCUCAAAGAAGGGCAACGCGACCAGGUUCAUGACUUGUGGCAAAAUACUCUCAAAGCCGUUCAAGCCAACUGCACGAAUGCCCAAGGCAGAAUUCAUCCCGCCCAUCGAUACGAUAUUGCACGACCGCUCAACGUGGUUGCCAAGACGUACAGAGACGCCAAUGAUGGACCGGGCCUCCUCAACACAGUCGAGCAGCUCACCAGCGCAGGCUUCAAACUCACCAGCACAAACUGGAACCUCUGCAUCCAGUACCUCGCCGAAAUGGGUCACUGGGAACGAGCAAUGGACUGGUGUGAGGAAUACCUCAUGCCCCGGUGGCGCGGAUGGACGCCCGGCGCCAAGACCCCCCAAGAACGGCGGGACUCGAACAACACGCACGUCCUUGUGGCCUCCCAAGCUACCGUCUUCAGCCUGCAGAAGGAAUGGCUCAAACUCCGCAAGCUGGCCGCCUGGUCCAGCGAAGUAUCCUCCAAGCUUCAAGACAUGGAACGUCGCCACCCCAUGCUUCACUAUGCCUUCAUCACCACCGACUACGAACACCUCCCUGCCACGUGGGCGCUCCCCAAGAAGAAGAGCAUCAAUAAAGCGAUAAAGGAUAUGAUUGGACCGCUAUCCCACGACGAGCUGAAAGUUGUGAGAAAGGCACUCGAGAAGCAGUUGCGGGUUGAGAAGCAACGAAAGAGCCGGAGGACAGUGCGCAGUCCCCUCCAUGUCGUCAGACGGUCAAACAAGCAAGGGCACGUUCUGACAAGGGCUGUUAAGAGCGAUUCAGAGAAUUCGGCUGUCGUUUUGAAUGGGGAGCAUGCAUCAACUAGAGAGGAUACAUCUAGAUCUGAUUAA
Molecule: messenger RNA, 3504 nt
Organism: Pochonia chlamydosporia 170
Lineage: Eukaryota; Fungi; Ascomycota; Sordariomycetes; Hypocreales; Clavicipitaceae
Product: translation regulator (Cya5)
Exons: 1
Coding region: 1-3504 (1167 amino acids)
Molecular function (GO): protein binding
Source: RefSeq, a predicted model, not a curated record